UUCAACCAAUUGACCUCGAAGAAGUUGCACGAGAGGGUCCACAACAAUGAGAAACCCUAUGUUUGUCAGGUUUGCCUGAAGGCCUUCACCAACAUCAGCAACCUGCACGUACAUUCCCGAACGCACAACAAUCAGCGGCCGUACUCGUGCGACCAGUGCGGCAAGCGAUUCGCCCAAUCGCAAACCCUGAAGACGCAUGUCCUCUCGACGCACACCGCGGAUCGUCCGUACAAGUGUGACCUUUGCCCUCGGACCUACGCGACCCAGUCUAACCUACGGAACCACCAGAACAGUCACCUGAAGGAGAAACCCUUCAUCUGUAACGAAUGCGAUCGCCGUUUCACGCAGAAAUGUACCCUGAAGACCCAUCUCCUGUCGCAUCGCAAAGAUAAGGACUUCAAAUGUGUCGACUGUGACAAAUGCUUUCCGACUCAAGGACUCCUGAACACCCACUGGAAGCAAGUCCACAACAAGAAACCUCCGGAGACGGGACGAGAGCUUAACUGUGACGAAUGCGGUAGGGCGUUCAAGUUCAGGGCCCGCUAUGUUACCCAUAUGCGUACGGUUCACCAGAAGGAAGUCGAUGUAGUGCCAAAGAAAGAAGAUGUGGGUAUAGCGGCUGCCGGAAAUUUCGGCGGUGGAGAGGCGGACGAGGACUCGAUGAUACUGGGAUUCGACGAUAUAGCGCCGGAUCUUGUUCCUGAUCUGCAUUUCAAUUAGUAUCCUAUUAGAAAUAUACGAAUUGUAGCGAGCGUUUUAGCACG
Molecule: messenger RNA, 764 nt
Organism: Aedes albopictus (Asian tiger mosquito)
Lineage: Eukaryota; Metazoa; Arthropoda; Insecta; Diptera; Culicidae
Product: gastrula zinc finger protein XlCGF7.1-like
Biological process (GO): regulation of DNA-templated transcription
Molecular function (GO): RNA polymerase II cis-regulatory region sequence-specific DNA binding; DNA-binding transcription factor activity, RNA polymerase II-specific
Source: RefSeq, a predicted model, not a curated record